Molecule: messenger RNA, 2861 nt
Organism: Melozone crissalis (California towhee)
Lineage: Eukaryota; Metazoa; Chordata; Aves; Passeriformes; Passerellidae
Gene: ESYT1
Product: extended synaptotagmin 1
Exons: 26
Biological process (GO): lipid transport
Molecular function (GO): lipid binding
Source: RefSeq, a predicted model, not a curated record
AUGGAGCGGCGGAGCGGGCUCGGGCUGGCGGCUCUGGGCGCUCUGGGCCGGCGGCUGCUCUGGGCGCUGCCCGCUUACGCCGCGGGGCUGCUGGGGCUCGGUGCGGGCGCCGUGGUGCUCGCCCUGGCGCUCUACGCGGGCUGGCGGCGGCGGCGGCGCGCCCGAGAGCGCGGGAUGCGCGCGGCCGAGCGCCUGCACCGUGAGGAAGAGGCGGCGGUGCGCGCCGCCGCCCGCGGGGAGCUGCCGGCCUGGGUCAGCUUCCCGGAUGUGGAGCGGGCGGAAUGGCUCAACAAGGUCCUGGCGCAGGCCUGGCCGUUCCUGGGCCAGUAUCUCGAGAAGCUCCUCACGGACUCGGUGGCCCCGGCCAUCCGCGCCUCCAGCCCCCACCUGCAGAGCUUCACCUUCACCAGGGUGGACCUGGGACAGAAGCCCCUCCGUGUGCUGGGGGUCCAAGCCCACCCCGGAACCCACAAGAAGCAAAUCCUGCUGGACCUCAACAUCAGUUACGUGGGCGACGUCCAGAUCGAUGUGGAGGUGAAGAAAUUCUUCUGCAAGGCGGGGGUGAAGGGGAUGCAGCUGCACGGGGUGCUCAGGAUCAUCCUGGAGCCGCUGCUGGGGGAUGUGCCCAUCGUGGGGGCGCUCAGCAUGUUCUUCAUCCGCCGCCCGACGCUGGACAUCAACUGGACAGGAAUGACCAACCUGCUGGACAUCCCGGGGCUCAGCUCCAUGUCGGACUCGAUGAUCAUGGACAGCAUCGCCUCCUACCUGGUGCUGCCCAACCGGCUCCUGGUGCCGCUGCUGCCCGACCUGCCCGAGGCCGCGCGGCUGCGCUGGCCCCUGCCCCGGGGCGUGGUGCGGGUGUCCCUGGUGGCCGCGCGCGCGCUCCGCUCCAAGGAUCGCUUCCUGGGCGGGCUCGUCCAGGGCCGCUCGGACCCGUACGCGCUGCUCAGGGUGGGGACACAGGCGGCGACGAGCAGGGUGAUCGGGGACAGCCUGGAGCCCGAGUGGGACGAGAUGUACGAGUUCAUGGUGCACGAGGUGCCGGGGCAGGAGCUGGAGGUGGAGCUCUAUGACAAAGACCCCGACAAGGACGAUCUGCUGGGCAGGAUGAAGCUGGACCUCGGGGAGGUGCUCAGAGCUCGGGUGAUGGACGAGUGGUUCCCGCUGCAGGACGGGGGCCAGGGCCGGCUCCACCUGCGCCUGGAAUGGCUCUCGCUGCUCUCCGACGCCUCCAAGCUGGACCAGGUUUUGGAAAAGAACCAAAAAAUCGUGGCCAAGCCCGAUCCCCCGUCCUCUGCCAUCCUCGUGGUGUAUCUGGACAGGGCUGAGGGGCUGCCCGUAAGAAAAGCAGGCAAGGAGCCCAACCCCGUGGUGCAGGUGUCGGUGCAGGACGUGACCAGGGAGAGCAAGGUGGUCUGCAACACCUCAGCCCCCGUGUGGGAGGACGCUUUCCGCUUCUUCCUGCACGACCCCCGCAACCAGGACGUGGAUUUCCAGGUGAAGGACGACCCCCGGCAGUCCCCGCUGGGCUCUCUGUCGCUGCCUCUGUCGCGAUUGCUGCAGUCGCCGUCGCUGUCGCUGUCGGGGCCGUUCCCGCUGCAGCGCUCGGGGCCGGGGGCGCUGCUGCACCUGCAGAUGGAGCUCGGCCCGGCGCGGCCGCCCCCGGCGCAGGCGGAGCCCCCCAAAAGCGACACCGAGGGAGCCCCCCCCAGACCGAGCCAGGCCGGGCCCGACCCCCGCGCCGGCACCGAGCGGGUGCUGCGGGUGCACCUCCUGGAGGCCGAGGCCCUCAUGGCCCAGCACCAGCGGCUCGGGGGUGGGGUCCCGGUGCUCCCGGUGAUCCCGCGGGUGCUGCGGGUGCAUCUCCUCGAGGCCGAGGCCCUCAUGGCCCAGCACCAGCGGCUCGGGGGUGGGGUCCCGGUGCUCCCGGUGCCCCGGGGGGGUUCAGGGCUGUCCCGGGUGCACCUCCUCGAGGCCGAGGCCCUCAUAGCCAAGGACCAGCGGCUCGGGGGCCCCGGUGUCCCGGGGGGGUUCAGGGCUGUCCGUGAGGGGUUCGGGGCUGUGUCCGUGCUGCGGGUGCACCUCCUCGAGGCCGAGGCCCUCAUAGCCAAGGACCAGCGGCUCGGGGGCCCCGGUGUCCCGGGGGGGUUCAGGGCUGUCCGUGAGGGGUUCGGGGCUGUGUCCCGGGUGCUGCGGGUGCAUCUCCUCGAGGCCGAGGCCCUCAUAGCCAAGGACCAGCGGCUCAGGGGCCCCGGUGUCCCGGGGGGGUUCAGGGCUGUCCGUGAGGGGUUCGGGGCUGUGUCCGUGCUGCGGGUGCACCUCCUCGAGGCCGAGGCCCUCAUAGCCAAGGACCAGCGGCUCGGGGGCCCCGGUGUCCCGGGGGGGUUCAGGGCUGUCCGUGAGGGGUUCGGGGCUGUGUCCCGGGUGCUGCGGGUGCAUCUCCUCGAGGCCGAGGCCCUCAUAGCCAAGGACCAGCGGCUCAGGGGCCCCGGUGUCCCGGGGGGGUUCAGGGCUGUCCGGGUUCGGGGCUGUGUCCAUGGGUCUGUCCGGGGCUGUGUCCGUGGGUCUGUCCGGUCACCUCCCGUUCUCCCCGGUUCCCAGCGGGUGCUGCGGGUGCACCUCCUCGAGGCCGAGGCCCUCAUAGCCAAGGACCAGCGGCUCGGGGGCCUCGUCCGCGGCCGCUCCGAUCCCUACGCCCAGGUGCGCGCGGGCGGGAGCCGCUUCCGCAGCCGCGUGAUAAAGGAGGAGCUGAACCCGCGCUGGAACGAGAUUUACGAGGUGAUCGUGGACGAUGUCCCCGGGCAGGACGUGGAGUUCGAUCUCUUUGACAAAGACAUCGACAAGGACGAUUUCCUGGGCAG